Molecule: messenger RNA, 651 nt
Organism: Ruditapes philippinarum (Manila clam)
Lineage: Eukaryota; Metazoa; Mollusca; Bivalvia; Venerida; Veneridae
Exons: 2
Coding region: 1-651 (216 amino acids)
Biological process (GO): DNA catabolic process
Cellular component (GO): cytoplasm
Molecular function (GO): 3'-5'-DNA exonuclease activity; nucleic acid binding
Source: RefSeq, a predicted model, not a curated record
AUGUAUGUUCUACCUACAUUGCCCAUAUCUGACAAGGCACAAGAAGUGACCGGCCUAAGAAUGGUGGAUCACAAGAUGCAGUACAAUGGAACUAAUGUAGAAGCUUAUUCCAUAUAUGAAGCUUUGAAAUCAUAUUGUGAUUGGUUAGAAAAAUUUCAGAAUGUUGUAUUAGUUGCGCAUAAUGGCAGAAGAUUUGACUUUCCUGUUUUGUUGACGGCAUGUGACAAUGUAGGAUUGAGGGACAGAAUGUGUAAGUGUGUUGCUGGAUGCGCGGAUUCACUGUCUAUAUUUAGAAAAGCAUACCCAAACAGGAAGUCUUACAAACAGGAAGACCUUGCAAAGGAUCUAUUGGGAGCUUCAUACUGUGCUCAUAAUGCUUCAGAAGAUGUCUUGAUUCUUGGUAAACUUAUUCACCACUUGGACAUAUUAUCUGUUGAUAUGCUGCCACACACAUUUUCAGCAAAAUCUGUGUACAAUUCCCAGUUGUGCAGUCGGAAGAAGUUGAUAACACAGCCUGAUUAUGGAAAAACCCUUAUUAACUUGCUGUCACAUGUAAAUGAAUUUCUUGGAAAGAACAGAACAGUUCCUUUAUUUCUUUCCCAGGGUACAUGGCAAUACAACAUGAGGGAAACGUUAUGGAUGAGCAAAUAG